AUGAAUGCAGCCAAAGAAAAUUAUGAGGAAAAUAAUGGAAUGGAAAAUUAUGAGAAAAACAAUGAAACGGAAAAUUAUGAGAAAAACAAUGCAACCACAUUUAAGGAUAUAAAGGGAUAUAAAAGUAUAAAUAAUAUCAUUAGCUAUUUGAUAACAGUUGGUGUAUGGGAAAUGUAUACAUAUGAAUGGCUAUUUAACCGAAAAACUUAUUUAUAUUAUCAUACCUUAUUAAAGGGUUACUAUUUUUAUGAUAAAAAUAAUAAUCUUACUUUAUUUAAUGAUCAGAAUUUUUUUUUAUAUGUAUGUACAUUUGAAAAUACCGAAUUUAUUUCAUAUUUUUUUUUUAAUAAUUCUCCCAAAAAAAUAAAAUUAGCUAGCUAUACAAAAACUAUGCAAGGAAGAAGACAAAAACAAGAAGAUAGAUUUAUAGUAGUUACUGAUUUAACUAAAUAUAUAGAUCCAAAUGAUUAUAAAACUUUAUUUUUUUAUAAAAUAAAUCCUUUUUAUUUUUUUUCGAUUUUUGAUGGUCAUAGAGGAAUAAAAGCAUGUGAAUAUUGUCUUACACAUAUAAUAAUAAAUAUUAUUUAUUUUUUUUACAACCAGCAAAAUGUAGAAAACAAAAGUGGGUCUCCAAAAAAUGAAAAUAAAGAAGAUCCCAUCGAUAGUACUUCUGAUCAAAUUGUAAAGAAAAAAAUCGACCUUUUAAAUAGUGAUAACAUGAAUAGUAACAGUGCAAGUUCAUGCUUAGAAUGCGAUCCAGAAAAUGAAAACAAACAAGAGAGAAGUGAUGUAGUUCAAACUUCUCAAACUAAUGAUGCUUUAGAUGGUAGCGACAUUAAUAAAGAAGACAUCGGGAACAAACAUAAAAACAAACGUUCUAACGAUAAUAUAGAUGACGAAGAAACUGUAAAAAAAAGAAAAUAUGACAAUAAAAAUAAUUUGAAAAAUAUAAAGAUAUGUAAGAAUGACAUCAAUGCUGAAAAUAUCGAUUCAGAAGUUAAUAACAACAAUGAAAAUCCUGAGCAUAUUAAUAAAUGUGAAGGUAUUGAAAAUGAUAUAAAACAUGAAGAAGGUUUUGAAAACAAACCAAAUGAUUUCAAAAUAAAUAAUACUAAACAUAGUAAAGAAGAAAAUUAUAAAUAUUUAGAUGAAUUAUCAGAUGAUGAAAUUAUAGAAUGUUUAAAAUUAGCUUUUUUGAAAACAGAUGAACAAUUUUUAAAAGCUUCAAAAUUUCCAAAUCAUGGAUGUACAAUUAUUUCUUUAAUUAUUUUCAAAAAUAAAAUGUAUGUAGCUAACUUGGGAGAUUGUAGAGCUCUUGGAAUUGUCAACAUAAACAAUGUAUUGAAACACGAGCCCCUUUCCCAUGACCAUAAGCCUAAUGACCCAAAGGAAAAAGAGAGAAUAAAAAAAAUGGGUGGGGAUGUUGUUUGUCUCCAAAAUGUGUAUAGGGUGAAGGCAAACACAAAGAAGAGUAGCGCUGAAAAGCCAAGUUUACUCGAAAGAUUAUCUUUCAAAGACGAAGUAUAUUUAGCAGUUUCGAGAGCAAUAGGGGAUAAGGACUUCAAACAUAACAAUGUUAUAUCAGCUAUGCCUGAUGUUGUAUGUAAAGAAAUAUAUGAUAGUAGUAUAAAUAAAAAUAAGAAUAAUACUGAACCAGGAAAUAAUAAUGAAAUAUAUGAAGAUUAUUUUAAAGAUAGUAAUUUAUAUUUAUCGUCUGAUGAGAUGAAUUAUCAUUUUGUUAUUAUGGCUUGUGAUGGUGUAUGGGAUACUCUAUCAAAUAAGGAUGUUACACAAAUUAUACAAAAAUACCAGAACGACCCAGACAAGGCUUGUAGUGAAAUUAUAAAAACAGCAUAUGCUUAUGGAAGUCAGGACAAUUUAACUGCUAUGCUUUUAAAACUUUUUUAA
This is a messenger RNA of Plasmodium vinckei vinckei, 1908 nucleotides long. Its product is annotated as protein phosphatase PPM9, putative. Gene Ontology annotation, molecular function: protein serine/threonine phosphatase activity. The transcript is spliced from 6 exons. The record is from RefSeq and is a predicted model, not a curated record. Gene Ontology annotation, biological process: protein dephosphorylation. Bases 1 to 1908 code for a protein of 635 amino acids. Lineage: Eukaryota; Apicomplexa; Aconoidasida; Haemosporida; Plasmodiidae.